This is a messenger RNA of Cladophialophora immunda, 3252 nucleotides long. RefSeq lists its product as uncharacterized. NCBI's taxonomy places the organism in Eukaryota, Fungi, Ascomycota, Eurotiomycetes, Chaetothyriales, Herpotrichiellaceae. The record is from RefSeq and is a predicted model, not a curated record. Bases 326 to 2650 code for a protein of 774 amino acids. The transcript is spliced from 4 exons.
CGCCUCCAGAUGCUUACCAAAGAAAGCCCCCUGCCCGAUGUUCUAUCUUGGGGGCUCACUAACGCACUGGCUGAAAGGUUGUGUGCGCUGCCAGCCCACGCCGUAAGCUAUGUCCUUUUGGGCCGGCUUCAUGGCCAGAACUGAACAGCUGAAGAUCCUACAUACUUACUGUGUCGGGGUGUCGGUGUCAGCCCUGAACCGUCUUGUGUGAUGCCAUGUGCUUGUUAGUGGUAAGUUUGUUGUUUGUGAGAUCAUUGUUCACUGUUUGUUGCAACUUCUCUCUUGAUGAUCUGCUAUCCUUCGUGACCGACGAUCAACGCUCGUCAUGGAAUCCGGCGCAAAAAGGAGACACAUUCCACAUUGGCCGCCCUUCAAACAACCUUACCAACAACUGGGGUCUGCAGAGAAUGUCCAACUAACUCCACUCCCUCCCACUGGCGGCUCGAGCCUACCGAGUGCGAACCUGUUCAGUCCAGAUUUCAAUAGCAACACAGCCUACACCCCCGACCCUCUGGCCAGCACACCGCAGCCCCUCCUCAAAUCACCGAGUAAGUCGAACACCGCGCGGUCACAACGGCGAAGAAGAGGAUGGAGGACAAGCUCGCGAAUAGCGUUGGGUUGCGCCGUGUUGGUGCUGGUGACAAAUGUUUGCUUGACGAUUGGGGUAGUAACAGCGGGCAUGGACAUGAUGGGAGGCAUUUACAUGGUCUAUGCCGGGAGUUGUACGAAGACCGAAACGAAGGACAGCUGGGUCCAUCUUGCGCUUAACGUGGUGGCCACCGUCUUGCUCGCGAGCUCAAACUACUGCAUGCAACUGCUCUCGUCUCCGACUCGCAGCGAGCUCGACAAGGCCCAUGCUAAGCAGAGGUGGUUAGAUGUUGGCAUUCCCAGCAUACGGAAUCUCGGCUCGUUACGGAAGAAGAAAGUCAUCCUGUGGUGGCUUCUGGGAGUUUCAUCUAUCCCGCUGCAUCUGGUGUACAAUUCCGUCUUCUACUCUGCCCUUGCUACGAAUAACUAUAGUGUCCUGUACGCCUCUGAGAGUUUCGUGCAGGGCGCCAGCUAUGACAAGAACGAAUUUCCCGACACCGAAGAAUGCAAUGUUACCGACAUCCAAGCCCGCGCCAACAAGGAGUUUGUCGUGCUCAACAACGAGGAUUGCAUCCACGCGUAUGCGCGAGAUUUUGUCGAAGACCGCCGGAAUGUGAUUGUAGUGGUCAAAAAUCCUCCGGCAAACGAGGGUUCACUAUUCAAGAUCGCCGACAACGAAUUCCCCAAGGUCAUCACCAGCAAGUACAACCCUUUCGCGUGGAUCUGCGACGAUCCUGAUGUUGUCAACCAAACACAUGCAUGCUGCGAGAAUCAAUGGGGGUUUGUCCCGUGCUCCAAGAUUACGCCGAAACUGGUGGACAUAGCGGAUCAGUGGUCCACCGGCGGAUUUGAAGUCGACCAUUGCCUCUCGGAACCGGUCGAAUCCCAGUGCCAUUUGCAUUUCUCCCUCAUCCUUAUGGGCGUGGUUCUGGCUUUUAACAUCCUCAAAGUCAUUGCGAUCGCCUACGUCACCUUCUGGUUGGGAGAGUCGCCCCUGGUAACAGUUGGGGAUGCACUGCAAUCCUUCCUGCGCCAUCCCGACUCGACGACUGAGGGAAUGUGUCUUGCCAGCCACUCGAGCAUUGUCGCCUCCUCCAAACUUGGCUACAAAUCCAUGCCCAUGAGAUAUGACCCCCAGCAGCAUCGGUUUUUCGAAGCCGCGACCUGGAAGCAGUGGGCUUUUCUGCUCGGCUUGUUCUCGUUCGUGGGCGCAGGGACCGCGAUUUGCCUUGCACUCGGAAUCGAAAAUCUGAAGGGCGAUAGGACUAUCCAGAACGCGUGGUCGAUCGGCUUGAACACGGUCAAGCCUCAGAACCUGAUCAUGGGCUGGAAUCUGCCCGGCUACGGCAACAGCUCCAUCGCGAUCUCCACACUCAUCGCCAACGCCCCGCAAGCAUUGUUCUCCUUCCUCUACGUCUGUUACAACAGCCUCUUUACGGUCAUGUUCCUUUCGCGUGAACUGAUGCGUUUCAGUGUCACAGCCGGUCGCGGACGGAAGUAUCUACGUGUUAGCGAGGCCAACGGCGAGCAAAAGUCGACAUACUUCCUCAACUUGCCGUUCAAGUAUGGCCUACCUCUGCUCGUCGGCUCGGGCUUGAUGCACUGGCUGGUGUCACAGAGCGUCUUCCUUGCAAAUAUCGCCGUUAUCCCUCGCGAUGGGACAGUGCCCAUGCAAGACGAAAUCACCACGGUGGCCUAUUCGCCGAUAGGCAUGCUCUUCCUUCUUUUUCUGGGCUUCGUCCUCCUCGUCUUCCUCCUGGCCACGGCGCUUAGAAAGCUACCCUUUGGAAUGCCCAUUAUAGGGAGCAACUCCAUGGCGAUCAGCGCUGCGUGCCAUCUGCCGCCUGGCAUCGACCAGAGCGAUCGCGACGAGAUAGUGCUUAGGCCAUUGAACUGGGGUGCUGUGCCCGGCGCGGGCAAAGUCAUGGACUUGGGUAUCCACGGCCAUCAUGCCCAUGGCUUUGAAAAUGAUGAUCUGGACGAGAACGGAACCGGCUUUGGACACUGUUGCUUCAGUGACCGAGCGCUGGACCCUCCAGUAAAGGGCAAAUUCUACAUCUAGAAAGGGUUUCCCUGAACGUCUAUUGUCAUGAUCAUGCUUUGUUCGGGACUAUCUCAGGCGCAGAAAGUCCAAAGGCAUAUGUUUCUCCCUCCUUGCGGCAUCGAUUCGGCUCAUUAUUGCAAGCGCCUCUAUCUGUUUUCCUUUUAUCGCAACUUUCCCCUUCUACAUGCACUCGCACGGCUUUCACGAAGCAUCGGUCCGUCAUGAUGAAUCAACUUGUGGUUUUGGUUUUCUGCAUAGCGCUGGCGUUUUUCCACAGAAUGGGAGAGGGAAUCGGUAACAUUUAUUUUAUUUUAUUUUAUUUCCUAUUGAUACACCCAACAACCACGGCAAGAAAAGAGGGAAACAAAACUGUGUUCUAGGGACAAGAGAGUUGCUCCGAGAGCCUCUGUUAUGAAUGUCCUCUAUCGUCAGACUCUAUGUCAGAGUCAGCGGGAUCGGAAGGGUUAUACUGGUCACGGGACACGUAGAAUAUGUGGUACAGGAAUAUAUGGAUACAUUGAUAUACGUGUAUACAUGAAUGAAAGGGAAAAGUCAGGGCCUUUUUUGAAGGAAAAUCAAACCCCUUUUGAGGAUGGCGAAAGAUCUUCCUUGUUCAUACA